AAUCACCUAUCGGUCAUGCCUCGCGAAGUUAUCUCUCUCCACGUUGGUCAGGCCGGGGUACGAGUCGGCAGCAAAACCUGGGAGUUGUACUGUUUGGAGCAUGGACUCCUGCCUGACGGUACAAUCAAUCCCUAUCACGAGGAACAACCCAGUGAUUCCACUGGAACCUUCUUCCACGAGACUGAGUCCGGCAAGGCCAUUCCCAGGGCUGUGUUCAUAGAUCUGGAGCCCACCUAUAUCGGUGAGAUCCGAAAUGGCUCAUACCGUCAACUCUUCCAUUCUGAGCAGUUAAUCUCAGGCAAGGAGGACGCAGCCAAUAACUUCGCUAGGGGGCACUAUACUGUCGGGAAAGAGAUCGUGGACAUGAUUCUUGACAGAAUCAGAAAACUGGCGGAUGAGUGCUCAAAUUUGCAAGGCUUCAUGAUUUACCAUAGCGUCGGUGGCGGCACAGGUUCGGGCCUUACUGCGCUACUUGUGGAGCGUCUCUCUGUAGAAUACCGUAAGAAGGCCAAGAUAAAUUGUGCAAUACUCCCGGGUUCCCAAAUCAGAACAGCAUUUGUAGAGCCUUACAAUGCUGUCUUGAACACGCAUUUCAUGCUAGAUCACUGUGAUGUCGGGGUAACUUUCCACAACGAGGCCCUCUUCGACAUUUGCAAGUCUCGCCUCGACCUGGAGCAGCCAACCCGGCUCAACCUCAACCACCUAAUUGCUCGGGCCUCAUCCGAGCUCACGGCGUCUCUGCGCUUCGAGAGCGAGCUCAACGUUGAUCUCAACGAAUUCCAGACCAAUCUGAUUCCUUUCCCGAGAAUGCACUUCGUCAUGCCGGCCUUGGCGCCAGUGCUGUCGGUCGGUAAGGCGCAAGGGGCGGCACUAGAUGCUUGGGAAAUCACGAAAUCCUGCUUGGAAUCAGGCAGUCAGAUGGUGAAAUGCGACCUCCUUCGUAGUAAGUUUAUGACAGUCAGCCUGUCGUACCGUGGAGAAGUGACAUCACGAGAUGUUAAUGCUGCAGUAACUCGCGUCCAAGCGAGGCCCGAUGUUCAGUUUGUAGACUGGGUUCCUGUUGGAAUCAAAGCGGGUAUUAUCAACGAAACCGUACCUACCCCUCUGUCUGGGUCCAAUAUGGCUUCAGUGAAACGGUCGGUUUUAAUGCUGAGCAACACCAUAGCCAUGGCCGAGACCUGGGCUCGUCUGGAUCACAAGUUCGAUCUGAUGUACGCCAAGCGUGCCUUCGUCCACUGGUACGUGGGAGAGGGUAUGGAGGAGGGCGAGUUCUCUGAGGCUCGUGAGGAUCUGGCAGCCUUGGAGAAAGAUUACGAGGAGGUUGCAGGAGACGUAGAUGAAGGAGAUGGGGAAGAGGAAGAGUAUUAAGGGGAAAUUGUACUCAUGAAUAUUCUGAGAGUACAGAUCACCAAGUUACAGUAAUUUGUUUGUUUGAAGUGUUAUUCAUUCCCGUCCUUCUUCAACGGAUGAGAUUAACUAUCACUGUUUAAUUAAAUAAGACGCCGAAGUGUGGUAAGUUAGGGUGAUCCUUUCAAAAACAUUUGGACAUUUUGAGGGCUUGCAUGUCCU
Acanthaster planci (crown-of-thorns starfish) is the source of this 1569-nucleotide messenger RNA. RefSeq names its product tubulin alpha-1C chain-like. Lineage: Eukaryota; Metazoa; Echinodermata; Asteroidea; Valvatida; Acanthasteridae. The record is from RefSeq and is a predicted model, not a curated record.